Staurois parvus is the source of this 418-nucleotide messenger RNA. Lineage: Eukaryota; Metazoa; Chordata; Amphibia; Anura; Ranidae. The record is from the annotation of a GenBank genome assembly.
AUGCUGGUCCCCACAGUGUGACCUGGGUCCCUGUACGGUCCGCCGCCUCCCAUUGCUUCCACUCUGCCAUGUACCUCUUUGAAAUCUCCUCACAACAUCCUGCGGAUUGUCCAUUUUGUCAUAGGUUGCUGGCAGAUUAGCGGCCUUCCAUAGGUGCCCCCAAGCCCCAUAUCGGCCAUGUGGUGGGGGUUUCCCCGUACUGCCUGGUCACGCUGCUGCUGGGCCCACAGUGUGACCUGGGUCCCUGUACCGCCUCCCAUUGCUCCCACUCUGCCAUGUGCCACUUUCAGGUCUCCUCACGCUCCUGCUGGUUUCCAUUUUGUCAUAGGUUGCUGUAUGGCCUCCCAUUGCUGCUGCCUCCACCGCACACUGUGGCUCCAAACACUGGUUUUGGCCCCGUGACUGGCCAAAGGAGUGA